Molecule: messenger RNA, 471 nt
Organism: Raphanus sativus (radish)
Lineage: Eukaryota; Viridiplantae; Streptophyta; Magnoliopsida; Brassicales; Brassicaceae
Product: putative ethylene-responsive transcription factor ERF121
Exons: 4
Coding region: 1-471 (156 amino acids)
Biological process (GO): regulation of DNA-templated transcription
Molecular function (GO): DNA binding; DNA-binding transcription factor activity
Source: RefSeq, a predicted model, not a curated record
AUGGAUUAUUCACGAAACAAUCCCAUUUACGAUCAAAAACCUCUUUACAUGACAAGAGAUGAAGAGCAUGUGACCAUGGUUUCUGCUCUGCGACAAGUGAUAUCCAACGUAGGAAGUGACGUGGCUUCUUCAUCAUCGAACUGGAACGCAUGCGAAGCUCUUCAAACUUUGGACGCUGGCCCUUGUCCUCUUUGUUGUAUCACCGGUUGCUACGGUUGCGUAUUCCCACGAGACCGAGAGGUAAAGAAAGAGAAGAAGCACAAAGGAGUGAGGAAAAGGCCAUCAGGUAAGUGGUCGGCGGAGAUAUGGGAUCCGAGUGCAAAAGGUAGAAGAUGGCUUGGAACGUUUCCGACGGCAGAAAUGGCGGCACAGACUUACGAUGAUGCGGCGGCUGUGCUUGUCGAAAGAAUUGGCACGAAGAAGGAGAUAGCACAAGAAACCGAAAGGAAGCAUACACCAAAACAACAGUGA